Molecule: messenger RNA, 2445 nt
Organism: Diaporthe batatas
Lineage: Eukaryota; Fungi; Ascomycota; Sordariomycetes; Diaporthales; Diaporthaceae
Exons: 2
Coding region: 731-2062 (443 amino acids)
Biological process (GO): regulation of DNA-templated transcription
Cellular component (GO): nucleus
Molecular function (GO): DNA binding; DNA-binding transcription factor activity; copper ion binding
Source: RefSeq, a predicted model, not a curated record
GGUAACCCCACCCUCCCGUUUCCUAAGGUCUAAGGGUCCGCGACCCCUCUGAUCAUGGCCCGUAAGACCCAAGAAAGUGCCUGAGUGCCCAAGCUAAGCACCGUCGCAUUCCGCAUCCCGCCCCAUCUCAUGCCGUUACAAACCCGACCUCGACCUCGACUCACCGCAUCGGUUCAAACCACGACACCACGACACCCUCAUCGGCAUAUCUGACCCACCCAGCCGGCGAACUGCUGCGUGUGGACUGGCACCCGCUCUCAUUUUCAGGACUCCGUAUCGACUCGCAUCACCUUUCUCACCCCAGCCGCAUCGCAUCACCUCGCAUCGCAUCGCAGCACCCGCAUCAAACCCGCCACCAGGAGAAACAAACUCCAAAUCCGAAACUCGAAACACCUCAGAUCUUAGCGGUGCACGCACAGGGACCGAUCUCGCCGGCCGACCUUGGUCCUCCCUCCCUCCCCAUCUGCAGCCCAGGCCCACGGAACCACGCAACAGCCACGCCAGGCCCCGCUGCCGAGCCUCAUAAUCAUCGUGAUAAACCUUCGAGAAGGUCCCUUCCCUUCCCUCCCAUCCCCUCGGGUCCUGGUCCUCCCAUCUCCGGCAUCCUCGCCUCGACAUCCGGUCCAAUCCACUUGCUGCCUGUUGCUUCUUCUUCCUUUCCCCUUGCUGUCUGCCUGUCCCUCCCUCUCCCACCUGGACCGAGCUCAGCAAGGCUCGGACCGCCGACGAGAUGGCAAUCUGGGUCGGGAAACAGAAAAUGUCAUGUCGAUCCUGCAUCAAGGGCCACCGCUCUUCGACAUGCAACCACCUCGGCGGGCCCCUGUGGGCAGUGCGCCCAGCUGGCAGGCCAAACAAGGCCUGUGUACACGGCCCCGGCGACCUCUGCCUAUGCGCCCACUACUUCCCUCUCACCUGGCUGAAGGCUGCCGUCCCACGCAACAAGAAGUGCUCGUGCCAGGGGUCAGGGGGCACCGGCAAGAAGUGCAUGUGUGGCCACAGCAACGGGGCCGCCCCGGCCACUCCGGACGAGGAGACGCAGCCCAUCUUCUUCCAGGACCUCGUCGCCCGAGGCCUGCAGGUCACCACCGAGCCUGUUGAUAUAGAGCUCCAGCCCCCCCAGUCUUGUUGCUCUGGUCCAAAACCAGCCCCCGCCUCAACACCGGCGCCGUCUUCGUGCUGCUCGCAACCUGCCUCGAGCACGCCGGCGGCCCCUGUCGCCACCCCGGCACAAUCGUCCUGCUGCUCGCAGCCGGUUAAAUCUGAGGCGCCGACCCCGACCCCGUUCACGAAUGGAAACAGACACAAUGGAAACGGGCACACCAAGCACACCAAGACCGAGUCACUGUCCUCGGCCAGCUUUGCGACGCCAGCGCCAGCGCCAGCGCCAGCGCCAGUCCCGGCCCCGGCCCCGCAGUUCCAAUCUGCCCCCGACUUCAAGGUGUUGGCCAUGACCGCAGCCCAGGCAGCGCAUGCGAACGGUGGCGAUCACAUGUGUAACUGCGGCCCUGCCUGCAACUGUGUUCUCUGCAUCGAUCAUCCAUACAACACUGCCACGAUGAACCACAUCGCCUCGGAAUUCGGGCACAUGAUGACGACCAACGACUCGACCGUAUCACCAACCGGCGGCUCAAACGGCGGCGCCCUUACUGCGUUCAACCAGCCGUGGCCGUCGACCAACGGCGCCAUGGCCAGCAGCAUGAUGGCGCCCGCACAGCCCUUCACAGAGGCAAUGAUGCCACCCCACCAGUCGCCGCACCAGUCGCCGCCGCAGCAGGCGACCGACAUCUUCCUCAACCCGGCCGACUUCCAGAUGUUCAACUUUGCAUUCCCGCUCGACAACAUCAACCAGUACGACCCGCAGCCCGACUUCAGCUUCGGGGCGAUGCCGCCCGAGAUGGACAUGGGGAACAUGGGCGACAUGGGCGACAUGGGCGACAUGGACAUGAGCGGGCUGUGCGGUGGGAUGCCCGAGGGGUGUCCGUGUGGCGACGACUGCGCCUGUAUAGGAUGCCAGGUCCACGGCAAGCCCGGCAACGGCAUACCAGCGACGAACUGGAGCUAGCCCGAGCCUGGGGGCGCCGCAACGGGGACGCCAACAGGAACGGUCGGCCGGCACGCAGGGCGCUGGAGAGUUUCAAGCCACCGGGAGAGAAGGAAGGAAGGAAAGGCAGGGCGGAGGCAACGGCCGGGCUUUUCGGAUACUUUCUAAAGCAGAACAAAAAAGAUUGUACAUAUUCUUUGAUACCCUGGGUAAAUACGGCACGGAGGAGGGGUCGGCAGCAGCCAUUCUACGGGAGCAUCGCAGCAUGGAGUUCUUUUGAGUUCGGGGGGUUUGUGCAGUCUUGCAGUGCUGUACCGUACCACGCCUAAAAUAUGGAUGAUGUGCAAGCGGGGUAUUCUCUGUAGGAAGCAGGAAUCUACGCAUGGCAAUGGACAUGUUGGACU